Trifolium pratense (red clover) is the source of this 1104-nucleotide messenger RNA. Its product is annotated as membrane steroid-binding protein 1. The record is from RefSeq and is a predicted model, not a curated record. Gene Ontology annotation, cellular component: membrane; endomembrane system. NCBI's taxonomy places the organism in Eukaryota, Viridiplantae, Streptophyta, Magnoliopsida, Fabales, Fabaceae. Bases 78 to 749 code for a protein of 223 amino acids. The transcript is spliced from 2 exons.
GUUAGUAGUAGUCUCUUUCCCUGUCUCUGUCUCUCUAUCUCUCUCUACACAGAACGAACACAGAGAGUGAGUAAGUGAUGGCCACCGUGCAGCUGUGGGAGACUCUCAAAGACUCCAUCGUCGCCUACACCGGUCUAUCUCCGACCACUUUCUUCACUCUCUUGGCUCUUCUAUUUGCCUUUUACUACGUCGUUUCUGGUCUCUUUGGCUCCUCUUCUUCUAACCGUCACCACCAAACCCGCCACUUCCAAGAAGAGGAGCUUCCUCCUCUUCGACCCCCUGUUCAGCUAGGUGAAAUCACCGAAGAACAACUCAAGGAAUACGAUGGCACCGAUAAUGAUAAACCCUUGCUCAUGGCUAUUAAGGGUCAGAUCUAUGAUGUGUCUCAGAGCAGGAUGUUUUAUGGACCCGGUGGACCUUAUGCUUUAUUUGCUGGGAAGGAUGCUAGUAGAGCUUUAGCAAAGAUGUCGUUUGAAGAGAAAGAUCUGACUGGGGAUAUUUCUGGUCUUGGCCCAUUUGAGCGCGACGCAUUACAGGACUGGGAAUACAAGUUUAUGGAGAAGUAUGUAAAGGUUGGAACUAUUAAAAAGGAAGUUCCAGUUACUGAUGCUGAAUCCAGCGGCGAACCAUCAGAAUCUACUCCCCGCGAUGUUGAUGCUGUUAAGCCAACUAAAGAUGACAAAUCAGAAACUGCUGCAGCUGUUAAAAGUGAUGAAACCCCUUCAAAUGUUGAAGCCGAUAAAGAGUAAUCCCACAAAGACAUUGCCAAAGAUUUAUGGAAAAGAGAAACACCAUAGUAGUUGCUGAAAAGGUUGAGCAAAUAUGUCAGGCAAGUUUCAUAGUUAGUGUUAGGCAUGUCACUUCUUAUGUACUGUUGCUUUGCUUGAAGUUAAACAUUCAGCCUGAUAAAUAAUAAAUUGUAGUGGUAAAUUCAAGUUAUAUCUUCAUUUUUCAUUCCAUAAAAUGAUAUAUUACGUAACGGUAACAGAUUAAUGACGUUCGAGGUCAUAUCUUGGGCUGAGUAGUGGUCUUUUGCAUACUUGUUAGUUGAAUAAUGCAUUGCUUUGUAGCAAAAAUAAAUGAAGUAUCGGUAUAUUGGACCUA